AUGGUAGAAGGGAUUUUGGGGUCGUUGAAUGGUGGGGAGGGGAGUUUGAGGGAGAUGGGGUUUAGAUGUAGGUUGAGUGGGAGGGAGAUUCAGGUGGGGAUGGAGAGGGCGGAGGAGAUGUUUGGGGGUGGGAUUGUGACUCCUGAGGCUUGA
Messenger RNA from Sclerotinia sclerotiorum 1980 UF-70, 153 nucleotides. RefSeq lists its product with no specific name. The coding region runs from base 1 to 153 and encodes 50 amino acids. Lineage: Eukaryota; Fungi; Ascomycota; Leotiomycetes; Helotiales; Sclerotiniaceae. The transcript has a single exon. The record is from RefSeq and is a predicted model, not a curated record.